UGGAGAACGGACUGGGGACUUUUCAAAGCGUCCUACUGAUGUGAUGGAUAUGGUGAAAUGAUUUCCACGCAUUGACUCGUCUCGGUACGUAGUAGCGAGGCCGUGGAUCCAUAACCUACAGCGGGCCUGCUUCUGUAUUUAUUUAUUUUUAUUAUAUAUAUAUACAUAUAUAUAUAUUUAUUUAUUAGCUUAGCUUAGCUUGUUUUGUUGGCCUCGCUUUGAUGUGACGUCGGGCCCUGAACGUCAAGUCACUCUCUAAACGUAGCUCGUGUUUACAACACCGGUCGAGCUGCCAAGUGAAGAUGGAGCUGAUCCCCCGGCUGCUUCUUCUUGUAGGUGCUGCUGUGUGAACGAUGCACGAGCGAUGUCUGAUGUUGAGGCCACGUACGCAGACUUCAUCGCCUCUGGCAGGACGGGACGCAGGAACGCCAUGCACGACAUCCUGCAGAGCCCCACCGACCCCGAGGGACGGGGGCUCACCCUGUCGCUGUCCCAGCUGCACAUCAACGCGGGAGGAGGAGAUGGAGACGACGCCGAGGACGGCCAGAGCUCCUCCUCAUCCGCCCACAGGGAGAUGGGGCAGAGGAACAGCUAACCAGCCGCGCGCUCCUGGCAGCGGACGGAUCCCGACCGCCGCUGUGAUGGUAGUCCAAAGUGGGCUGGUCGCCGGAGGGUAGCACCACCCGCUUGCCGAUGUCGCCCACAGGCAGGGGCGCUGACCUCCCCCCUAAAUCCACUGUUGAGGCGCUCUGCUGCGGAUGUGAUCGCUCAGUGCUCUCAGGACCCCCUGUGGCUCUGCUGUGCGCUAGAAUAACCAAGACUGUUGGCAGGGGGUGUAUUUCAGAGAAAGACAAACACGUCGCUCAUGUACAGCUGAUUUUACUUUCAGUCUUAGUUCCCCCAAACACACACAGGCCAAAGGGUGGGAACGCAAAGAGGACAUAAGCAGACGCCCUGUGUGUGUUUUGUAGUCGUGAGGGCAAUUUUGUGGGACAGCUGAAACGCGCCGAUGUAGCGGGUCACAGUGGGAGUAGCAUGUUUUGUAGUGGUGCUGGUAGAGAUUACAUUGCCGGUUAAUGGCUUGUGCUUCCUUUCAAUUGACAACACUGUAGAGAGAGUCGGACCGCUCGGCUGCUCGUGAAGCUGGACAACACUGAACAGAAACCGCUGGGGUUACUUUGUCUGCUAACAGGUUUUUUUUCCGCUGUUUCUGUCGUGAGUGAUGCGUAAAAAUACAUCCUGUGCUGUUGUGGAGCAGCAGACUUGUUUUUUUGGUUUGACAGACUUCUGUUGACCAACAAUACCUAACAAUACAUUUACGGUGUGUACAUUAUGGAUAGCGUCUGUUCAAUAGCUCAGUGGUUAGAAUAAGAAAUGAUGAUAUGGUCCGCUAUCUUUUAAAAAGCUGAUACUUAUUUUUAAGAAACUUUUCUAAUGAUGCCAUCAUAAUCACAACCUUAAAGGAGUAUUUUGAUAUAUUUUGGUAAGCGGGCUUUUUGUGCCUGAGAGCUAGAGGAGACGAUCAAUGCCGAUCUCACGUUCGCACGCUCAAUAAUGUGAGACAGCAGCAUGGAUAGCUUAGCUUGGGAGGAAAAGGCUCUGGCCGAUACCCCCACGGCCCCUCGAAAAGCACUCGACAUCUGCAACACCCGGAAGGCCGGGUCGAUUCUAUUAAGCUGAGAAAACCUCAGUUCCCCAAAUGGCCACUUGUGGCCAUUUGGGGAACUGAGGUUUUUCAGGGAACUGAAUAAGCGAGACCUGCAAGUAAAAAUGUUCAACUCUACAGUAGAAAUAAUCAUGUUUAUAGUCUGGAAAGAGGUUUUGGUCUCUAAAGCUAAAAUCCCCAUUGUGAGGUGAAUUAUUAUGUAACUAAAACUUUAAGUUUAGCCAUAAUUGAGGGCGUGGCACCAGGUCGCUAGCUGUUCAGCUCCGCCGAUGUUCCACCUCCUUACCCCCAUAUUUUUGUUGAGUUAGGCUGUGUCCUCAGUGCCAAGAUGGCCCACUUCUUCAUGCUAAGCUAAAAACUGUAAAGAGGUGUCGGAUAAAAGUGUUGCAUUUUAUUCCUCCUGACCUUUGACCUGCGACCAACUACAUGUAACUUAGUCAUAGGUUUUAAGCUAGUCCGCUAAGCUGAGGUAAAACAGCUGCUGGCUCGCACGGACGCGAGAGUGGCACCGUUCUUCUCCUCUCCCUCCCGGCAGUAAGGCGAGUGAGUGCGUUUCCCAAGAUGUCAAACUUGUCCCUCUAUGUUGAUAUGCAAUACUCAGUAGAGCUUCCGGUGAAGCGUAACAUGUUUGUGUGAAGGUUUCUAUCUCCGACAUCGAGCCUCGGCUAUUAUCCUGCUCCUUUCGUGUAAUAAUGGAUCCAUCCUAUAAUCACCAUCUGUAAAGAAAUGUCACGCAUGCCCUGUAUUUUGUUACUUUCUGCCCAGUUUUGUUGAGUAUAAUCAUCCUGUAUUACCGCAGCUCGAUGCUGGUGAUAAUAGGGGAAAUGUAACUGUUUUUCUUUUUAAACAUUGCUCAUUCAAUCAGGUUUUUCCAGUUGUGAACUGCCACGUAAUCGUAGAGGGGCUCCCGCCCGCUUCAGCGGCACCGCGUGCACGCCGCCGUUCAUGAUUCAGCAUGCAAAAAUAUAGCAGGUGCAUGAUUCUGCUAAAUGUGUAGGUGUUUCUCCGUCUAUUACCAUGUUUUCU
Molecule: messenger RNA, 2692 nt
Organism: Cyclopterus lumpus (lumpfish)
Lineage: Eukaryota; Metazoa; Chordata; Actinopteri; Perciformes; Cyclopteridae
Gene: pkia
Product: cAMP-dependent protein kinase inhibitor alpha
Exons: 3
Coding region: 365-595 (76 amino acids)
Biological process (GO): negative regulation of cAMP-dependent protein kinase activity
Cellular component (GO): cytoplasm; nucleus
Molecular function (GO): cAMP-dependent protein kinase inhibitor activity
Source: RefSeq, a predicted model, not a curated record